UAUUUUAUCAAAUUGAUAUAAGCCGUGACGUCAAACUGAUAUCGAUAUCAUAUGUCGUGACGUCAUAGGGAAAUCAAAAGUGUAGGCCUACUUCUGCAGCGAAAUGAUGGAAACAACAAUGGAAGUUAAUUCUUCCAAUACACUCGACGUGGAGUCGACGAAUUCUAGGCGGCGUUCUCGGUCUGACACUCCCAUGAUUCGAACCUACAAACUGCGCGACCGGGAAUAUUUCCUUCCAUUACCAGACACGCUGAAGUCCAAAAGGCAUCAGAAGGUCGGAGGGCUGGACAUGUGGCCGGCGCACGCUGGCUGUCUGGCAGGCUCACUCCCCACGCGCAUGCUGACGGCGGACAAGAGGCUGGUGCUGGUCGGUGCCGACGACACGGGCAGGCCGAAGCUGAUACCGAAGCCGCAGCUCCUGGAACAGCUGGAGAGGUCCCUGGAGGACGAACUGCGCAGACUGAACCUCACCGAGGUCAAGCCGAACGAGUUGAGAUUCCAGAUUUAUCGUCAGGUGUUUGAAAUUUUGACUGAAUACUUCCCAGCCUACAAUUUUGUGCUGACCUCCAUUAAAAACGAAUAUGACAUGGUGUUAAAUCUGCAACGACUGGAGAUAAGUAAACUAAUACCAUUACAGCAUGAGCUGGUGUUGUUGUCGGAACACUACGAAGAAGAAACUAUCGAUCAAGAACAAAGCGAAAAUGAAGAAAUCACCAGACUGAAAGAAGACAUCCGAAAGCGGCGUGAACAGAUCGAGAAGGUAAAGCAGGAGAAGAUCGAGCUACAGAGGGAGGUAGAGCGCUUACAGGGCUUGCUGGGACAAGAGUAUGAAAAGUGCCGAGACGAGACGGAUGCACGGAAACUGCUCGCUCAGGAAAUCGCCCAAGUCCGCUACCAGCCCGAAGAUUUGCCGGUACACUACAAAAAAGUGUUCAUGGGCGCUCGUAGCAGCACGUUUGGACUGAUGUGAACUGCCUCCGAAAUUAAUUCUUAAUACAGAGUUCUGCGACGAACUGGACGUAAAUAAAUGUUUGGGUAUCUUAAGUCUA
Molecule: messenger RNA, 1049 nt
Organism: Gigantopelta aegis
Lineage: Eukaryota; Metazoa; Mollusca; Gastropoda; Neomphalida; Peltospiridae
Product: translin-associated factor X-interacting protein 1-like
Exons: 6
Coding region: 104-970 (288 amino acids)
Cellular component (GO): cytoplasm
Source: RefSeq, a predicted model, not a curated record